GAUAGAGCUGCAAGAUUGAAGGCUGACGUACUUCAGAGACUUGCAGCUAUCAACAAAAAACUAACUGUGCUGCGGCCUGGAUUGAGCGAGAGUCAAAACAUGAGUGGGUCUCCUCCUAGUCCUUUAAACCAGAACAUUGUCGAGAAUGGAGCGACCUCGAGCUCGGUGACCCCUAUCAGGGUGAAACUUCCAAGACUGGAAGUAGGAAAGUUUAGCGGCAAGCUGGAAGAGUGGCAGGAGUUCUGGGAUUCCUUUGAAAGUGCAAUACAUUCAAACGACAGCCUUUCAAAGGUGGAUAAAUUCUCAUAUCUAAGAGGCUUACUGCUAGAACCAGCGAGGUCAGCGAUUGCAGGAUUUGCCUUAAUGUCCGUGAAUUAUGAGGCAGCGGUUGAACUGUUGAAAAAACGUUUGGGAAAAAAGACCGCAAUCCAAAGAUCUUUGGUGAAUGAACUGUUGAACACAAGACCUGUGUCAAUGAAAGCAACACGGCGAGAUUGUGCGGCCUCUAUGAUUUCAUGGAGACAAAAUACAGAGCCCUUCAAGUGUUGAACGGCGACGAGCAUACUUAUUCCGAGAUAGUCGUCUCCAUGCUGCUGGAAAGGAUUCCGGAUUCAAUACGCUUAACAAUCACUCAAGGAAAGCAGUACCUGGAGUGGACCCUCCAACACUUUCUGGAUUCUCUGUUGACGGAGGUUGAAUUGCGGGCAGAUAAUAAUUUAACUGCCCAAUGAGCUGGAUCGAAUGACCACAGAAAGGGACCCCAUAAAGCGAGUGCGUUAUUCGCUACCAAAGGAGGGGACAGGAGAUGUGCAUUUUGCCUUGGAGGCCACCCCCCAGAAGAUUGCAAAACGGUGCAAGACGUAAAGGAA
Molecule: messenger RNA, 869 nt
Organism: Porites lobata
Lineage: Eukaryota; Metazoa; Cnidaria; Anthozoa; Scleractinia; Poritidae
Source: the annotation of a GenBank genome assembly